This is a messenger RNA of Symbiodinium pilosum, 546 nucleotides long. Lineage: Eukaryota; Dinophyceae; Suessiales; Symbiodiniaceae. The record is from the annotation of a GenBank genome assembly.
AUGGGCAACACCUGCUACCUCAACAGCGCCGUGCAGUGCCUCUCGCAGACUGCAUCCCUACUGCAGAGCCUGCAACGAGAUAGCGACCAGGUGCAGCUCGGCGCCGUCUCCCGCGCCUUCUUGGCCACGGUUCGCAGCCUUUGGAGCACCUCGACGCUGGAACCGGCUGUGCCAGGACAGCUCAAAGCCAGCGUAUCAGCCUCCAGCGCCAGCAACAAGAUCUUUGCCGGCGGCUCACAGCAGGAUGCGCAAGAGUUUCUGCAGGCUUUACUGGAAGCCCUGGACCGUGAUUUGACGGAGGGACAGCAGGCGGCGGAAGGCACCUCGUUGAUCUCUGACAUCUUCGAAGGACAACUUUGCUCAGAAGUACGUUGCAGCGCUUGUCAAGGCGUGGAUCAAACCUGCGACUCUUUCUGGUCGCUGCCGUUGCCUCUCCCGCCAGCUGGAAGGGCCUCGCUUGCGAGCAUCUUGCAGACGUUUUGCAGCGAGGAGGCUUUGGAGGCAGGGAAGAAAAAGAAGAAACUUGAUAAACGUGAUACUCUGUAG